Molecule: messenger RNA, 399 nt
Organism: Penicillium waksmanii
Lineage: Eukaryota; Fungi; Ascomycota; Eurotiomycetes; Eurotiales; Aspergillaceae
Exons: 3
Coding region: 1-399 (132 amino acids)
Source: RefSeq, a predicted model, not a curated record
AUGCUAUAUCACUUUAUCACCGUUGAUUUACCCCUCAUCUUCGACCGCGUCAGACUUCCUUCGCCGAAGAUGAUACCGGACAAGAAAGCCUCUGAACAUUGCUCCAGCGAGAUUUUGAGACAUGACAAUGAAUGGUAUGAUAUCUUGGAGGGAGGGAACUGCACUUCAGAACACGCCGACUCAUCGAAGCCUAAGGGCUCAUCUCGUACGAAUACCCCGACACAGUACGAUCACGCAUUGUCUCCAGCUGCAAAGCCCGAGAGCAGACCCAGUCGAAGAGUUCAGUUUGAGCCCAUUGAAAGGAGCCAGUCGUCAGAGCCAAAGCAAUCUAGUUGGAAUGAUGAGGCCGAAGCUAUCGAUGUCAAGAAAGCGCAAGGAACGCCGUCGGCAAAGUGGUGA